This is a messenger RNA of Heterobilharzia americana, 732 nucleotides long. The record is from the annotation of a GenBank genome assembly. NCBI's taxonomy places the organism in Eukaryota, Metazoa, Platyhelminthes, Trematoda, Strigeidida, Schistosomatidae.
AUGUGUUCAAUGUUCAAUGGUAAUCAAAAUAACAAAACAAUAUUAUUAUUAUUAUCAGAUAAAAAAGUUCAUUCCUUUUCGAUAGACAGUAUUCUACAGCAAUCUGACAACUUGAAUGGAUCAUGCAGUUCAACCACAAGUAAAACCUAUGAAGUUGAAUUUUCACGAAUAAAUCAACCCACAAAUUAUGAGUCAUUUGUAUCACAAGUAGAUGUGAAUAGAUUCUUCAAUGAAGGCUUGGUUUAUUCAAGUUUUACUUCAAAUCAGCUAACCGAUUUCCACAAACUACAACAACUACAUGAACGAAGUCAACACGGAGAACAGGAGCAAAAACCAGUACAUCGACGGAAACGUACCGCCUUCACUCAAUCACAAUUAAUCUCUUUAGAACAAAGUUUUCUGUGUAAAAGUUAUUUGAGUGUUACCGAACGAGCAGAUUUGGCAGCCAAUUUGGGACUAUCUGAAGCUCAAAUAAAAACAUGGUUUCAAAAUCGACGGACGAAAUGGAAACGUCAAGUGAAAACAAUAUUACAUGCUGAAGAUUCAAUUAAACCAGGAUCACCUAGACUGUCAACCUUGAAUUUCAAUCCUGCAACAUGGAAUCAUCGAAUAACAUCAAAUAACUAUCAAACCUUGAGACAACAAGAGGAUUUGACAUCUUUAUGUGACAGCGGAUUUCAUGAAAGUUUUAAGAUAAUAAGUCAACUUUUGUUGCGAUUUCCAACGAAUUGA